GCAAACACCUUCUUCCUUCUGAGGGGAGAGUUGGUCCAUCAACCUUGGUAGUUCUGGUGGCAGAGAACGGAUUCUGGAAUUCUUCCUGCGGCUGAGCGCUGAGCUCUAGAAGAAGUCAACCUACACCAUGGAGAAAGGACCCUUCGCUCUUGGUGGGAAGUUGCCAUACUUAGCAGUUUUCAUCCUCAGCUCUAAUUUCCUGUCGACCCAAGCCCAGGUAACCAAAUACAACCUCCCCGUUUUCAUGAACCCCUCAAAUGCCAUAGAAGGGCAGGGAAUCAAUUUGACCAUCGGUUCUGCCUCGACUGCCUUCAUUAUUUGCAAUUGGUAUCGAGGGGCAGAUAGUCAAAAAAAUUUGAUCGUCACCGUCUACCUGCCUCCGUUAAGCGGAAACGUCUUCGGAUCUGCCUACACUGGGCGAGAAACUGCAGGCCCGAAUUGCUCUCUCCACAUUGAAAAUCUAAACCAGGAUGACUCUGGAACCUACACAGUGACCAAAGAUGGACCGUCUGUCCACGGAAAAGGAGAACUCAGCGUAGAGGUUCUAGCUCCGGGCUUACUGCCCAAGCCGAGUAUGUCCAUUGUCCAGCUUUUCCGAGAGAAUAUGGAUUCGGUUCAUCUCAAGUGUGACACAACUGUGAGGUUUGCAAAUAUCAGCUGGCUGCAGAAUGGGAAACCCCUCAACGCCUGCCGUCGGAUCCAGCUGUCCAAUAAUAACCAGACCCUCACCAUACAGCCCGUUCUCCGUCGUGAUGCUGGCGCGUAUCAGUGUCAUAUUUCCAACCCCUUGUCUGGUCAAAGGAGUGACACCACCACCAUUUCUGUGAUCUAUGGUCCAGACGCCCCUGUGAUCAAGAUGACUGCCAAGUUCCUCACCCAACCCUCCAACCGAAGACUUAACUGCAAAGCCAGCUCGUUUCCUGAAGCCGAGUAUCGUUGGUUCCACAACGGGAAGGAAUUCAGCAAGAACACUGAAGUUCUUCUCAAGAACAUUCAGUCAGGGACGUUUACUUGCCAGGCAACGAAUCCUUUCACUCAGCGGAAGGAAAACACCACUUUGGAGAUUGAUUUUACUUCCCUCAAACAUCUCAUUCCCUGGGCUGGUGUCUUCGGCUUCGUACUUAUGCGAGGAAACAUGAAGCACGAAGCACGAAGCACGAAGCAUGAAGCACGAAGCACGAAGCACGAAGCACAAAGCACAAAGCACAAAGCACAAAGACGAAGACACCAGCCUGAAGAUGAUGAGUGGGACUUCAACGAGUGGGACGAGUGGGAAGAUGACGAUUUCCACACAGCUCAAGCUGAAGAGCCAAUUCCUUUUGUGGUAGUUCCUCCAGAACCAAUGGAGAACGGAGAGGUCCUGUUGAUCCCACUACUUCUCCCAAAUGAUACUAUCUCCUGCACCUGGUUACGGAAGCUAUCAGGGGCCCAGGCGCAAAUAAUCGUGACGGUUGUACUGCUUCCACCAGGUAGUAAUACAACCGGACCAGGAUAUACUUGGAGAGAAACGGCCUACCCCAACUGCUCCCUUCGCAUCAAGCCCUUAGGACUGAAUGAUACUGCAACCUACACGCUUGUAGCAGGAGGAGCUACAUCUUCUAAUUCGGGAAAUGUAAGCUUAAAAGUCCAAGAGUAUGUGCCGGAGCCGGUUGUCACCAUCACUCCAACCCCUUUCCUGGUGGAGUCUCAGUCUGUUCAGCUACACUGCGAUACACCUAUCACUCAAAACGUUAGCUGGUUAAAGGACGGAAAACCUCUCCACCCUGGCUACAGUCUCACAGAUUCCAACCGGACCCUCUCCAUCGACUCGGUCACCCGGAAUGACACCGGGGACUACCAGUGCCGAGUCUCCAAUGGAAUCAUUGAAGUCACAAGUAAAGCUGAACACCUCAGUGUGAUCUAUGGUCCAGAGGUACCUGUCAUCCGUCCAAAUAACGCCUGCAAUGAAAGGCACAUAAACAUCAUACUCACCUGUCGGGCUGCUUCCUAUCCCGAGCCUCAGUAUACUUGGUUCCGUAAUGGUGUCCGGAUAGAUAGCGGGCCCAAAUUAUUCAUCGAAAACUUCAAUGAGAAUCAAACCGGGAUCUACGUCUGCGAAGCCAUGAAUGAGCUCCUUCAAAAACGGUUGAGAAGCGACGUUCAGCACAUUCGCUUGAAGGAAAGUUGCGUGAGUGAUGUAAACAUCAGCGGUUCAUCAGAAGGCAUAGAGGGUAGAAACAUCUCCUUGAACUGCACAGCCAAAGGUGAUGAAGUUCAGUAUUCUUGGAUGAAAGAAAACCAGCCCGUGAAUGAAGAUGAACGUAUCUCUUUUGCAAACAACAACCAGACCCUCAAUUUCCACCCAUGUCAUCGAACUGAUGCUGCUAAAUAUAAGUGCCACGCUCACAACAACUACUCUUCCGAUGAAAGCGAUUUCUUUGGCUUAAGUAUCGUAUAUGGACCUGAUGCUCCUUUUAUCAAUGAGACAGUUGACAUCAACCAGGAAAAAAUCAGCCUCACGUGCGUAGCUGUUGCCUUUCCCGCCACGGAGAAUAAAUGGUUUUUCAAUGGAGAGCCAGUUCUGGACAACCCCAAGGUGUUCGUUCUGGAGAUCUUCUCAAAGAAUUCUGGGAAUUAUACUUGUCAAGCAACGAAUCCCAGAUCUAACUUAACACUCGAGACCUCUCUGGAGAUUGACAUGAUAGAAAGACGAACAAGCUUAAGACGCCGUUGAGGGCAUUGUUUCUACUCUCUGAUUUCUGAUGCAGGCUGAAGCUUCGUCUGUUUUUACGUCAUUUUAAAUUUUGAGUUUUUUGAAAAUCUACGUUGAAACCACCUUGUAGAGUUCCUCACCCCUGCCUCUCCAUUAACAUUCCAACAACGGAUCGUAUCAAUACCCAGUUAUCAUUUGCCUUUCCGUAAUGAAAGAAUGUAUGCAGUCAUUCAGAUGGAUUGAGAAGUAGGAAAAUUUGCACUCAAUAAAUCAUUC
Molecule: messenger RNA, 2968 nt
Organism: Pantherophis guttatus
Lineage: Eukaryota; Metazoa; Chordata; Lepidosauria; Squamata; Colubridae
Source: RefSeq, a predicted model, not a curated record